Messenger RNA from Penicillium psychrosexuale, 213 nucleotides. RefSeq lists its product as uncharacterized. Lineage: Eukaryota; Fungi; Ascomycota; Eurotiomycetes; Eurotiales; Aspergillaceae. The coding region runs from base 1 to 213 and encodes 70 amino acids. The transcript has 2 exons. The record is from RefSeq and is a predicted model, not a curated record.
AUGGAGGGGAUCGACUGGCGCGAUGAUCGGACGGGUUGUAAGGAUAUGUGGAGCGACUGUAGUCGAGAGGGUCGCAAGGACGAGGCGGCUGUGAGACACUGGUUUUCGAGCAACCAGGAGCUGCAAACAAGUGAACGAGAGACGGUGAAGGAGGGUGGUAGGGGAAGCGACUGGAGAUUAGUGAAUGGAAUUCCCCCUCUCUCAAUGCGAUGA